Salvelinus fontinalis (brook trout) is the source of this 1863-nucleotide messenger RNA. Its product is annotated as pituitary homeobox 1-like. The transcript is spliced from 4 exons. The record is from RefSeq and is a predicted model, not a curated record. Gene Ontology annotation, cellular component: nucleus. Gene Ontology annotation, biological process: regulation of transcription by RNA polymerase II; anatomical structure morphogenesis. Bases 1 to 948 code for a protein of 315 amino acids. Lineage: Eukaryota; Metazoa; Chordata; Actinopteri; Salmoniformes; Salmonidae. Gene Ontology annotation, molecular function: RNA polymerase II cis-regulatory region sequence-specific DNA binding; DNA-binding transcription factor activity, RNA polymerase II-specific.
AUGGAACUUGUUUUGUCGAAGAAUGUAAUCCCUUGCGGAAAUACAGGUGGAAUGAAUUUGGACAGAAGCGCAGAGACCGCGAGACCCCCACCGACGCGCGACAUGUCCUCUACGUUUCACUUGCCGAGAACUGCAAACAACACGCGAGAAACGUUGGAGAACUCAAGCAGCGAGUCAUCAGAUACUGAAGUAACAGAAAAGGAGAGGAGUGUAGAACACAGAAGUGACGAUGGCAACGCAGAUGACCCCAAAAAGAAGAAAGCGAGGCGACAGAGGACUCAUUUCACCAGCCAGCAGCUGCAAGAGCUCGAGGCCACCUUUCAGCGGAACCGCUACCCCGACAUGAGCAUGAGAGAGGAAAUAGCCGUGUGGACCAACCUCACCGAGGCCAGAGUCAGGGUGUGGUUCAAAAAUCGCAGGGCCAAAUGGAGGAAGCGUGAACGCAACCAGCAAAUGGACCUGUGCAAGAACAGCUACCUGCCCCAGUUCAGUGGCCUCAUGCAGCCCUACGACGACAUGUAUCCCGCCUACACCUACAACAACUGGACUAACAAAGGACUGACCCCGGCUAAUCUGUCCACAAAGAACUUCGCCUUUUUCAACUCAAUGAGCCCACUCACAUCCCAGUCAAUGUUCUCAGCUCCUAACUCCAUCUCCUCUAUGACUAUGGCCGGAGGUAUGGGCCACUCGGCUGUACCGGGAAUGCAAACUGCGGGCCUGAACAACAUCAGCAAUUUUAACGGCAUCGGCACCGCUACAAUCAACUCAGCCAUGUCCUCGUCGUCCUGUCCGUAUGGGCCUCCCGGUUCCCCGUACAGCGUAUACAGAGACACAUGUAACUCUAGCCUUGCGACCCUGAGACUGAAAUCGAAACAGCACCCAACUUUUGGAUACAGUGGGUUGCAAAGUCCCGGGUCUAGCCUUAAUGCCUGUCAAUACAACAGCUGACGUAUCAGCCGUGGUGAAAAUAAUUUGCGGACAGCUCUAAGCCUAGUAGCCUAGCCUACCUGCGAAUGGAGCGAAAGACAACUAAACUGGAUUAGUUGCAAUCAUUUAUUUUUCAAAUGAAUUAUGCGGUUUGUGGCCUAUGUGUUUACCAAUUAACUUGUAGGCUACAACAAUUUACAUGUCCAUGUUUUUGGGAUAUAAAAGUGAUGAUGAAGACGUGUUAAGUUGCAACAUUAUACAUUAGCCUACAUAAGAAACAGACAAAGGGACUCCUAUGCAUGUUCGCUUACUUGCUUUGAGGGCUCAAACCCAUUUGAACGUGACUUGUAUUGGUCGAGGCCAGCGUUUCUCAAACUCGGUCCUGGGGACCCCAAGGAGUGCACGUUUAGUUUUUUGCCCUAGCACUACACAGCUGAUUCAAAUAUUCAACCAAAACCCCCUUGGUGUCCUGAGGACCGAGUUUGGUCAACGCUGGCCUAGGCCCUGUACUCUUGGUCUGGGAUUAGAAACAGUUUGGUAAACGCUGGCCUAAACCUGUACUCUUCGUCUUGGACUAGAAACAGUUUGGUAAACGCUGGCCCAAACCCUGUACUCUUGGUCUUGGAUUAGAAACAAAAAAGUGCAACACAUAUAACUAGACAUAUCCGGACUCUGUAGAAGAACAAUUGUAUUGUACAUAGCUUAGACUUUUGUUAUGCUCAUGUGCUUUACCGUUUAUGCAGGGGGGGCCACUGGUCCACCCAAUUGUGUCCUGUUUCUGACGCGUGACUUUACUUUUAAAUGCUCUGUCUGGAGUAUUUUCGUUUUAUUUGUUUGCUAAAAUAGAAAUUCUGCAUUUUUAACUUGGGUGCAAAGUGUUUUGUACGAGUUGAUAAUAAUGUAAGAUAAAGCAAAGUCCAUUAUACUGUAUUCAAA